Messenger RNA from Staurois parvus, 552 nucleotides. NCBI's taxonomy places the organism in Eukaryota, Metazoa, Chordata, Amphibia, Anura, Ranidae. The record is from the annotation of a GenBank genome assembly.
AUGAUCCAGCAGGUCAUCAAGUUUGCCAAGGAGAUCCCAGCUUUUCGCUCCUUGGCUAUCGAUGACCAGAUCUCCCUCCUGAAAGGGGCCACCAUGGAAGUCAGUCAGAUACAGUUCAACUCUGUCUUCAACCUGGAGACCAGCCAGUGGGAAUGUGGCAAGAUUAUAUUCAGCAUUGAAGAUGGGGCCUUGUCUGGGUUCCAACGGAUGUUUUUGGAGCCUUUAUUGAAGUUUCACAUCACCUUUCGCAAGCUGAAGCUUCAUGAGCCGGAAUAUGUCUUGAUGCAAGCCCUGGCGCUCUUCUCUCCGGAUCGCCCGGGUGUUAUCGAACACGACUUUAUCGAUGAGAUCCAUGAGAAGACGGCUCUGACGCUGAAAUGCUACAUCGACUAUCACCAUCCCCUGCCAGACAGCAGGUUCCUUUAUGCCAAACUUCUGUCUUUGUUGGCCGAACUUCGCACCCUAAAUGAGGAGAAUGCAAAGCAGAUGAUCCACAUCCAGAACAUCAUGUCUGAUGCCAUGACCCCACUGAUGAAGGAGAUUUUCAGCUGA